GAUCACUAUAAAACAUUUGAUUUAAUUUGGUAAUUUGCUAAGAGAUCUUAAUAAAAAUGACUGAGCAGAUGAAGUUUAUUCUGAAGGAAAUAAAUUCUACUUUAGGUAGAAACUAUGAUUUGAUCAAAUUCGAUUCAUUGGAUGAAAAGCAACUCCUGCAACUGCUCAUCGAUUUGUUGGUUCACUUCAAAGCUGGUGACAAAUUGGACGUUCGCGAAGAUGAUUUGGAGACGAUAUCGGUGCGACUUUUAGAGAUGUUGGGCAGUGUGAAGUAUCGUCCACCUGCGACCGUGGAACCCUCGCAGUUCAGAGCUCAGUUACUCGCCGGUGACUCAAGGACAAUCCACCACGUCAUGCAUUGGAUACUUACUAACAAGGAACAAGUUAAGAAGACCGCUUAUCUUGCAAAAUAUCUAAAAGUACCAGACAUUCCUCCCGAUGUAGUCCAGAACAACACUAUUCAAGAUCUUUUGGAUUUGUAUCAGAAUUUGAUGGACGAAUUCAAAGAAGUUCAUAAAAGAACAAGACUUUUGGAAAAGGAGAAUGCUACUGAGAUUAUCAAUGACAUCAAAGAAAUGGCAGUCGAAAGGGAUAUAGUGAUUAAACGUUUAGAAAACGUUCAAGUUCACUUAAUUGAUGUGAAUAAUAAGGAAGAAUUACUAAGCUACAGUAAAGCUUUGAGAUUACAACAAGAAAGGGCAAAGGAAUUGGAAAAUCAGUAUGAAAUGCAACAGUCGCAACUAAAACUAUCGUCCGAUCAGUUGAAGAGAUAUUUAAACGUUAUUCAUGGACAAAGCGCAACACCAAAAUCUGUGAAUGACGUGAUCAAACGUUUGCAAGAAGAGAUCCAGCUAAAUAAUUAUCUAGUCAAGGAAAAGCUACCACAGGAAAGUGCACAACUACAAAAAGAGCUCAACAUAAUGCAAAACGUUGCUAUGGAACAACAUCCAACGCGGUCAGACAUUGUCGCCGUGCAAGAAAAGUUAGCGGCAGUGAACAGCGAAGUGGAGCAGACGGUACAGCGUCGUCUGGCCGCGGCAGGUCCUCAGGACGACAAGCUGGCACCGUUCCGUCAACAAGCGACAGUUAUCAGGCGCAAUAAGGAAGCCAGUGCAGACCGUGUCAAUGACCUCACUGCCACUCUUAAGGAGCAUGAGGCUGUACUGGCUGAUUUGCAGUCGCAAGUGAAGCAACUUCUAGGAGAUAUGGUAUUAAGAGGUGAAGAAUUAAAGAAAUACGUAAGUUCGUUACGGACAAAGAGUUCCUUGUACAAACGUCAGCGAGCUAACUUGGCCACAUUUAAGGUAGAAGCUGGAAUACUAUCAAGAACAUUAAAUAUUCUGAACACCGCAGACCCAACGAUCGAGAUGGCAUUGCUCAAUCACAAAAAGAUGAAAAUAGAUGAAGACGAUUUGAUAGAAAAAGACAGGAAUAAACCUUCAGAGAUUGCGAAAAAAUCUUUACAUGACUUAUCACAGAUCGUAGCACAAACGGCUCAAAAGCUGUCAGAAAUGCGUCAAGAAAUACAACCACUUGCAGACAAGAUUAAACCAAUAAAAGAUGAAUAUCAAACGGUACAACAGCAAUACGAACAGAAGAAAAGAAUAUACGAGGCGACGUCAAUCAACAUUACUUCCCAGAUGGAGCCUUUGAAGAAUCAAGUCAAAGAGUUGACUGACAAGUUGAAUAGUAAGGAGCUCGAGUGGAAAAAUCUGCGGCAGAAAAUAACAAAAGCUGAAAGCUUACAAGAGGACGUGAUGUUUGAAAUGAAAAAUGCAAUGCAGUCGCCGCGUAAACCCUCUAAAAUGGAAACAUUGAAAAAGAGAGUCAAAGAAUUGGAGGAAAUAGUAAAGAAUUUAGAAGAGGAGCAACGCGAGAUCAGUUCCCGACAGGGAGAGGUUGAGGAGCAGAUCCAGCUGUGGGAGGGCACGCUGCGCUUGUUGCGCUGCAAGUUGCAGGCUCGUACAGAGACUGUCCCGCAGGGCAAGAUGCAUAUCACUCAGCAUUCACAAAUGCUCACGCUUAAUUAA
Molecule: messenger RNA, 2030 nt
Organism: Papilio xuthus (Asian swallowtail)
Lineage: Eukaryota; Metazoa; Arthropoda; Insecta; Lepidoptera; Papilionidae
Product: intraflagellar transport protein 81 homolog
Exons: 11
Coding region: 57-2030 (657 amino acids)
Biological process (GO): cilium assembly; intraciliary transport
Cellular component (GO): ciliary basal body; intraciliary transport particle B
Molecular function (GO): tubulin binding
Source: RefSeq, a predicted model, not a curated record